Molecule: messenger RNA, 840 nt
Organism: Rhagoletis pomonella (apple maggot)
Lineage: Eukaryota; Metazoa; Arthropoda; Insecta; Diptera; Tephritidae
Product: mitochondrial inner membrane protease ATP23 homolog
Biological process (GO): mitochondrial proton-transporting ATP synthase complex assembly; mitochondrial protein processing
Cellular component (GO): extrinsic component of mitochondrial inner membrane
Molecular function (GO): metalloendopeptidase activity
Source: RefSeq, a predicted model, not a curated record
CGAUACUAUUGAUAGUAUCCCAGCUCUAAUUUGCGUUGUUAUUUAACUUCCAUCAAAUAUACUGAAUUCGUGACGGUCCUUUUUGAAAUGGGUUUGUUUACCAAAGCUGAAGCGGGGGCGCCAGAAGAGGAUCCAGUUGAGGUCACGAAGGCAACAUCUUCAGGGUCAACAAAUGAUGAUGGUGUAAGUAAUAACAGCAAAACCAAAGAAUGGGGUUAUGACUUGUAUCCUGAAAGAAGAGGUGAGACAUUUAAGCGCAGUGGAACGGGUAUUUCCAAAAUGCUACGCCGAUCUAGAGCCUAUAGGUCGUCGAAUACGACGCAACUCUCCCGAUCAACAUAGAGCUUACAUGGAAGGACCAAUGUACGGAUAUGAUGUAUAGCGGGUGUAUACUGAUAUCCACAUGAUUUUUGUAUAAUUUAUACGGUUGAAAAAGUUCUGAAGAUCUAAUAUUUAAUAAGUUAAUGGCCUAUAUUAGGGAUAUACGUUUGUACUAAAGGGCUGCAUGAAUGCACGAACAACAAACUGAUUCACUCACAACAAAUUUAAGCAUGCAUACAUUCACGCCGCUAGGAGAACAAAUCUCGUGUCUGGGUAAGAAAAAGACAGAAUCUCAUGAAUCAGAACAACAAUGAGUUCGCUCAACUCAGCAUUCUCACAAGCAAUGAUCCACCCUCGGCAUAAUUCCUUAACCUAAGCUUGGGUUGGUGUGAAUUAAUUCUUCCCAGAAGGAGGUCAGUUCAAAAUGGCUCCUCGACGAGUAUGGUCGCGCUGACCUGUCGAGUUUUUAUAAAGCAAAUAUUAAAUUAAAAUACACACAAAAAUGAUAUCGUUUCCUUA